ACAUAUUUAAAUAAAUGAGCAUUAUUCAGUUUUCCUCUUGUAUAAUGGACACUUUAUAAAAAAUAACCCGUUUGAAAUUUAGGUGAUACGGUUCCGUGAUCAGUCUGUCAGUCUGUCUGUAGCCGGAAAGUAGUGAAGACAUGGAAGGCUUGGACAUUGAUAGAGUUACUUUCAAAGUCAAUGGAAAUUCUUAUUCAGUUGGCAGUGAAGUGAGUUCAACACUCACUUUGGUGGACUACAUACGAAAUGUGCUGGAAUUGAGGGGAACCAAGUACAUGUGCAGAGAAGGAGGUUGCGGUGCCUGCAUCGUCACUGCUGUUAAGUCUCCUGGUACUCAGCCAAUUGCCGUCAAUUCAUGUUUAGUCUCGGUGACAUCCUGCCAGGGUUGGGAGAUCACGACGGUCGAGAAAGUAGGCAACAAAUUGGAAGGUUACCAUGAGGUUCAGAAGAGAUUAGCAGCGCACAACGGCACCCAGUGUGGGUACUGUACCCCGGGGUGGGUGAUGUCAAUGUACAGUCUUCUCAAUUCGAAAAAGGAAUUAACUAUGCUUGAAAUAGAGAAAUCUUUCGGCAGCAACCUUUGCAGAUGUACUGGAUAUAGACCUAUACUCGAAGCGUUCAAAACAUUUGCGAAAGAUGCUCCAGAUAAAAUAGCUGAUAUAGAAGAUUUGUCUAUUUGUAGUAAAACUGGAAAGAAAUGUAAUAAAGAUAGUGAUAAAGACAGUUGUGACGAAGACGAAUGGUGUUUACUAUCAAAGGAUGAAGUUGAUAUCUUUAAUAAUAUUUUCAUUAAAUUAAAAGAUGGCAGGUACUGGUUUACAGUACCAACAGUUCGUGACAUUUUUCGAGUAUUAAGGAUAACAGGGGAUGAUUCCUAUAUGUUAGUAUCAGGGAAUACGGCUAAAGGAGCUUACCCUAUAGAUGAAUAUCCACGAGUUUUAAUUGACAUCAGUAAUGUGAUCGAAUUAAAAGGUUAUGCCAUCGAUCAAAAUUUGAUUAUUGGCGCUGGCAAUACUUUGACAGAACUUUUGAACAUCUUCGAAAUCAAAAGCCAAGAUGAAUACUUUUCUUACCUCAAACAAUUUUACGACCAUCUUCAACUAGUUGCUCAUAUUCCUGUAAGAAAUGUAAUGGGAGAAGAAGUUUCAUCAGAUGUGACAUUAUUGGAUUUCGUGAGGCAGAAUGCUGGUCUGAAAGGAACUAAGUUCAUGUGCCGCCAAGGAGGGUGCGGAGCAUGCAUAGUAGCUGUACGGAGAAAACCUGGUGCUAAUGUUAUGUCUGUUAAUACGUGUCUUGUUUCGGUGACGUCUUGUUACAAUUGGGAUAUCACUACUAUAGAAAAAGUUGGCAACAGGCUUGAUGGUUACAGUCCCAUUCAGAAGACACUUGCUGAAAACAAUGGCUCCCAGUGUGGAUACUGUAGCCCAGGAUGGGUUAUGGCGUUAUACAGUUUACUUGAAAACAAAAAGGAACUAUCUGCGCUUGAAAUUGAAAAAUCUUUCGGAAGCAAUGUUUGCAGAUGUACAGGCUAUAGACCAAUCCUGGAAGCCUUCAAGAAAUUUGCUAAAGAUGCUCCGGAAUACUCUGUUCCUGAUAUAGAAGAUUUGUCUCCAUGUCAAAGUGUAAAUAAAACAAUGAAUUCUAAUGCUAACACAGGAGAUUGGUGUAUUGUUACAAAAAGUGACAUCACAGAAAAUAAAAUUAUAGAAUUCACAUUAGAUGAUGGAAAGAACUGGGUGAGAGCAGAAGAGGUCGAUGAUAUUUUUAAUGCUUUAAGCAAAAGAGGCUAUGCCUCUUAUAUGUUGGUAGCUGGGAAUACCGCAAAAGGUGCUUAUCCAAUAUUUGAGUAUCCACAACUACUCAUUGAUAUAAGUGGCGUUAGUGCAUUGAAAGGAUACAAAGUCGAUCAAAAUCUGAUAAUUGGAGCAGGAACAACGCUUACAGAGUUCUUAAAUAUUUGUGAAAUGAUGUCUAAAACUGAAGAAUUCGCAUAUCUUGAAGCUUUCGUACGUCAUCUACAUAGAGUAGCUCAUAUUGCCGUUCGAAAUUUGGGCACUAUUGCUGGAAAUUUGAUGUUAAAAUAUUAUCAUAAUGAAUUUGCGUCAGAUAUUUAUUUAUUAUUAGAAACUGUCGGCGCGUAUAUUACUAUCCUUGGUCGUGGUGGUUCCAGCAGUCAAAAAGUUUCGAUGCAAGAGUUUUUGAGAACAGAUAUUAGAGGAAAAGUCAUAUUCAAUGUUUUGUUACCACCAUUGAGUAGCGACUACAAAGUCGUUACAUUUAAGACUACGCCUCGAGCCCAGAACGCACAUGCUACAGUUAACGCUGGCUUUUGUUACAAAUACAAGUAUGAUAAUAAAGUGAUUUCAGCUAGAAUAGUUUUUGGAGGACUUUCCUCAAGAUUUUCGAGGGCAAAAGCGACGGAACAAUCUUUAAUCGGCAAAUCGUUAUUCCUUAAUGAAACAUUGCAAUCGGCUUUGGAUGUUUUACAAAGAGAGUUGAUUGUAAAAGAAAAUCCACCGGAGCCACCUGCACCUUACAGAAAACAAUUAGCGUUAGCUCUUUUUUAUAAGGGUCUACUCACGUUAUGUCCUGAAGAAAUGGUAAACAGUAUUUAUCAGUCUGGAAAAACAGAUCUUCGAGAAUCGAGGAUUAUAUCGAAAGGAAGUCAGCUAUACGAUACAAAACCAGAACUGUGGCCAUUGACAGAACCAGUUAUCAAAAAAGAUGCAUUAAUUCAAUGUGCCGGUGAAGCAACUUACACCUAUGAUGAACCUGAAUUACCACACGAAGUGCACGCAGCAUUUGUACUAAGCACUGUACCACUCGGAAAUAUAGUAUCUAUUCAUCCGGAAAAGGCUUUAAAUAUACCAGGAGUAAUUGCUUUUUACACCGCAAAAGACAUACCCGGUUUGAAUUCGUUCACGCCCACAAAUGAACCAACAAUUAAAAGAAAUGAAGAGAUUCUAUGCAGUGGCCAAAUAAAAUAUUACAAUCAGCCUAUAGCAAUAGUAGUAGCUCAAUCGCAAGAAAUAGCUGAUAGAGCGGCAAAAGUGGUUGAGGUUAGCUACACCAAUAUCAAGAAACCCGAAAUCGACGUGAAGAAAACAAAGAAAGAUCCAAAUAGACUAAUGCUAGUUAAAUCAAAUGAUGCUUCUAAUAAAGGAAAUGAGAUAGCUCAUGUUAUAAAACAUAGUGAAACCAUUUACGGACAAUAUCAUUUUACCAUGGAAAACAUUGCAUGUGUUACUUAUCCCGUUGAAGAUAAUUAUGAAGUUUAUGCUACAACUCAGUGGCCGGAUGCAGUGCAAAUAAUUAUUUCUAAAGUUUUGAAUAUACAUCAGAAUAGAGUAGAUGUUUACGUUCGGCGUUUAGGUGGUGCUUACGGAAUAAAAAUAACUCGGUCAACCCAAGUAGCUGCUGCGUGUAGUUUAGUGGCAUUUAAGCUAAAUAAACCAUGUCGUUUUAUACAGUCUAUAACAACAACAAUGAGAGCUAUAGGGAAAAGAUUCCCUUGUUCCGCAGAUUUUGAGGUUGCAAUCAAUAAUGAUGGAGUAAUACAGUACAUGGACUUCAAUAUAUUUGAAGAUAACGGAUACACAGUGAAUGAACAACUCGCAAUAUUAGGCGCAAAAAUAUAUAACACCUGCUACGAUGGGUCAACAUGGAAUUUUAAGUGUUACGAUUGUACAACCGAUACCGCGAAAAAUACGUGGUGCCGUUCUCCAGCAACAUUAGAAACUAUUGCUAUGGUGGAAAAGAUAAUGGAGCGAAUAUCUUACGAAGUAUCUAAAGAUCCAGCUGAGGUUCGUUUAUCAAAUUUAGAUUAUAAAACGCAUGGAGUCCUUAAAGAAAUGUACGAAACGCUCAAACUCAACUCUGACUAUAUUCAGAGGCGAAUAAAUGUAAAUAAUUUUAAUUCGACCAAUAGAUGGAAGAAACGAGGUCUACGAUUUUCCUUUCUACGUUGGGUGCAUGACGAGCCACGUUAUUUUGAUAUUAACAUAUCAGUAUAUCAUGGAGAUGGUUCCGUUGCUAUAACACAUGGUGGUGUAGAAAUGGGACAAGGUAUCAAUACAAAAGCUGCUCAGGUUUGCGCUUACUUACUUAAUAUUCCUCUGGACAAAAUUCAAGUUAAAGCAACAAAUACAAUAGCAGCUCCAAAUGGUUCUACAUCUGGUGGCAGUAUUACAAGCCAAAAUAUUAUUGUAGGUGUUCAUAGGGCGUGCAAACAACUACUAGAAAGAUUAGAACCUAUUAUUAAAGAUAUGAAAAAUGCAACAUGGGCAGAAAUCAUUCAAAAAGCCUUUGACGCUAAUAUUGAUCUACAAUCUCAUGGUUUUGUUGCACUAAACUUGCAGUAUUAUAAUGUAUAUGGUGUAACAUUAUCUGAAGUUGAAGUUGAUAUUCUGACUGGAGAAUCUGAAAUACUAAGAGUUGAUUUAUUGGAAGAUGCUGGUCAAAGUGUUAGCCCAAAAAUUGAUGUUGGACAGGUAGAAGGAGCAUUUGUAAUGGGUAUUGGAUACUGGUUGACAGAAGACCUAGUUUACGAUAGUGGUACCGGCGAAUUGUUGACUGAUAGAACUUGGAAUUAUUAUGUACCUCAGGCUAGAGAUAUACCAUUUGAUUUUCGAAUUUAUUUCAAAAAAGACUCUUUUUCUAAUGACGUUAUUUUUGGAUCCAAAGCUAUAGGCGAACCACCUAUGUGCAUGGCGGUAUCUUUGACGUUUGCUAUUAGAGAAGCCUUAGUUGCAGCACGAGCACAUAGUGGGAUUCAUUCGACUGACUGGUUUGAAAUAGAUGGACCCUACACGCCAUCGAAAGUAUGUAUGGCAGCUGCUACAAAUAUAAAACAAUUUAAAUUCAACUGAAAAUGAAACUAAAUACAAUUAGUAAUUUUUAAAUAUUGAAAAUAACACAUGAUUCACCAAUAAACA
Molecule: messenger RNA, 4934 nt
Organism: Amyelois transitella
Lineage: Eukaryota; Metazoa; Arthropoda; Insecta; Lepidoptera; Pyralidae
Exons: 21
Coding region: 141-4868 (1575 amino acids)
Molecular function (GO): iron ion binding; oxidoreductase activity; 2 iron, 2 sulfur cluster binding
Source: RefSeq, a predicted model, not a curated record